This is a messenger RNA of Toxotes jaculatrix (banded archerfish), 1138 nucleotides long. It is a transcript of the gene gnpda1, whose product is annotated as glucosamine-6-phosphate deaminase 1. The transcript is spliced from 7 exons. Gene Ontology annotation, molecular function: glucosamine-6-phosphate deaminase activity; identical protein binding. Gene Ontology annotation, cellular component: cytoplasm. NCBI's taxonomy places the organism in Eukaryota, Metazoa, Chordata, Actinopteri, Toxotidae. The coding region runs from base 70 to 900 and encodes 276 amino acids. The record is from RefSeq and is a predicted model, not a curated record. Gene Ontology annotation, biological process: D-glucosamine catabolic process; N-acetylneuraminate catabolic process; carbohydrate metabolic process.
CCUCAGGAAUCACGUGAUACUUCCAGAUCCUGUGUGUCCCGAGUAAAAGCUACAGAUAGUCUAAGGACGAUGAAGCUGAUUAUACUUAAUGACUACGACCAGGCAAGCGAGUGGGCUGCGAAGUACAUUAGAAACAAGAUUUUACUAUUCAAACCUGGCCCGGACAGAUAUUUCACCCUGGGGCUUCCAACAGGAAGCACACCUUUGGGUUGUUACAAGAAACUGAUUGAGUACUACAAGAAUGGAGAAAUCUCAUUUGAGUAUGUAAAGACUUUCAACAUGGAUGAAUAUGUAGGACUUCCCAGAGAUCACCCUGAGAGCUACCACUCCUUCAUGUGGAAUAACUUCUUUAAGCAUAUAGACAUAAAAGCAGAGAACACCCACAUCCUCGAUGGCAAUGCCGCCGAUCUGACAGCAGAGUGCGAAGCCUUUGAGAAAAAGAUAACAGCUGCUGGAGGGAUCGAGCUCUUCGUCGGAGGUAUUGGACCUGAUGGCCACAUUGCCUUUAAUGAACCUGGCUCAAGCUUGGUUUCCAGGACCAGGGUGAAGACUCUGGCAAAGGACACUAUCAUGGCUAACGCCCGAUUCUUUGAUGGGGAUCUCUCAAAGGUGCCCACCAUGGCUCUGACUGUGGGAGUGGGCACAGUCAUGGAUUCAAAAGAGGUCAUGAUUCUCAUCACUGGAGCACACAAGGCAUUUGCUUUGUACAAAGCAAUAGAGGAAGGUGUGAAUCACAUGUGGACAGUGUCUGCGUUCCAGCAACACCCACAGACUGUUUUUGUAUGUGAUGAAGACGCCACCCUGGAGCUGCGGGUCAAAACUGUGAAGUACUUCAAAGGGAUGAUGCAUGUGCACAACAAGCUGGUGGAGCCACCUCCCACAGAGCCUAAGAAGAACUGAUCUAAGGAGAUCUCUUUCAAACUUGGUGGAUUCAUGAGACAUUUUUCAAAAAUUUACACUCCAAUGAUUCCUUUAGCUUCUGAUGGGGACACAAGCAGUGCUUGGAGUUGACAACAGCUAAUCUUUUUUAGAAGUAAUCAGGCGCCUGUAUAGCACAGAUUUAUACGUAUUCAGGUGAUUGUUCAUACAGCUGUGCUAUUCAUUUGUUCUUUGUAAUAAAGUGCAUUUAAUUUUUAAA